Messenger RNA from Rasamsonia emersonii CBS 393.64, 3114 nucleotides. RefSeq names its product GPI-anchor biosynthetic protein (Mcd4). The transcript has 6 exons. The record is from RefSeq and is a predicted model, not a curated record. Bases 1 to 3114 code for a protein of 1037 amino acids. Gene Ontology annotation, cellular component: endoplasmic reticulum membrane. Gene Ontology annotation, biological process: GPI anchor biosynthetic process. Gene Ontology annotation, molecular function: mannose-ethanolamine phosphotransferase activity. Lineage: Eukaryota; Fungi; Ascomycota; Eurotiomycetes; Eurotiales; Trichocomaceae.
AUGGCGCGUCUUAGCCGCGUCAGGUUUCUGACCCUGGCGCUGGUCUUCCACCUGAUCCCGAUUGUCAGUGGUAUGCGAUCGUUCGGCGUCGAGCGGGAGCCCGGAGUGGAAGCGCCUGCCAAACGUCUCGUCCUCUUCGUCGGUGACGGCCUGCGUGCGGACAAAGCCUUCCAGGCCUUCCCCGAUCCAUCGCCGCCAGAAGAUGCAGACCCUGAUGAUAAUAACGGACCGGUUUACCUUGCUCCCUUUGUGCGCUCGCGCGCCCUCGAACACGGCACGUUUGGUGUCUCCCAUACCCGAGUUCCCACCGAGUCCCGACCCGGCCAUGUCGCGCUGAUCGCGGGAUUGUACGAGGAUGUGUCGGCGGUGAUGACGGGGUGGAAAUUGAACCCGGUCAAUUUCGACAGCGUCUUCAAUCGCAGCCGGCAUACGUGGAGCUGGGGCAGUCCGGAUAUCCUGCCAAUGUUCAAAGAAGGGGCGGUUCCCGGCCGCAUCGACGCUGAUACCUACAGUGAAGAGGCAGAGGAUUUUACGUCGGAUGCUACGUUUCUGGACACGUGGGUGUUUGACAGGGUCAAGGAGCUGUUCGCGCAUGCGAAGAAGGACCCGGAGCUGAAUGCGAAGCUGAGGGAGGACAAGGUCGUGUUCUUCCUCCAUCUGCUGGGUCUUGAUACAACCGGCCAUGCCUACCGCCCGUACUCCAAGGAAUACCUGCACAAUAUCAAGGUCGUCGAUCGCGGGGUCCAGGAGAUAACUGAACUCAUUGAAGACUUCUACAACGACGGCAAGACCGCCUAUAUCUUCACGGCAGACCAUGGCAUGAGCGAUUGGGGUAGCCAUGGCGAUGGUCAUCCGGACAACACGCGCACCCCUCUUGUUGUCUGGGGCGCUGGCGUUGCACCACCGAAACCUGUGGUGGAUGGUGAACCGUCUGGCCAUGAGGAUGGGUUUUCUUCCGACUGGGGCCUCGACCAUAUCCGGAGACACGACGUUGCGCAGGCCGACGUGGCUGCCCUUAUGGCGUACCUGGUUGGCCUCGAUUUUCCUGUCAACUCAGUUGGUCAGCUGCCCCUGGAGUAUAUCGACGCAAGCCCGCGGGAGAAGGCGAUAGCAGCUCUGGCGAAUACGCGCGAAGUAUUGGAGAUGUACCGCGUGAAGGAAGCCCGGAAGCGCGAAAACCAACUCCGAUUCAAGCCCUAUCCGCCAUUGAGUCAGACAGACAACUAUAUUGAGGAUAGGUUUUCCGAGAUCGAAGCGCUUAUCUCAAGGGGCGAAUUUGAACAAUCGAUUCGCGCGUCUUCGGAGCUCUUCUCUACUGCUCUGGAGGGUCUACGCUAUCUGCAGACGUACGACUGGCUGUUCCUGAGAACGAUUGUCACGGCAGGAUAUUUGGGCUGGAUCGCCUAUGCGCUGACCACGGUCAUUGAUCUUCAUGUCCUGCACGGCUCAGAAGAGCCGAAGCGGACGUUGUUCAGCACCACGGUGUUCUCUUCCAUUCUGGUCGCGCUGUUCUCGACCUUCAUGUACCAGCGCUCAUCUUGGAGGUACUACGUCUACGCAGUAUUCCCCGUUUUCUUCUGGGAAGAGGUUUUUGCUCGUCGAAAGGCCCUAGUGGCAGGCCGGGAGAUUUUGCUGGGACAUGUGCGAUCAUUCAGAGGUUACCUGUCUUUCGCUCUGGAGACAGCAGCGUUCCUCGGGGUGUUGGAAGCACUAGUCCAAUCGUACUUCUACCGCGAAAUCUUCACUAUUUGUUUCAUCAUCGCGGCUUUUUGGCCUUUGUUUUAUGGCAAAGGGUUUGUGUCCCAAAAUCGUCUGCUGUCUGCCACCUGGGCGGUCGGCUGUGGGUUGAUGAGUAUUUUUACUCUGUUGCCCGUGGUGAAAGUUGAGAACAUUGGCAUGAUCACUCUGGGAGGCAUGCUGAUGUUUGUGACUGGCCUUCUGUACCUUAUCUUUGAGGAGACCAUUGUGCGCCAUACUGGACACACUGUCAGUGACCGUGGAUCUCGGGUAAUUAUGGGGACGCAGGUCGGUAUGAUCCUUUUGGCGGUGAUUGUUACGAGGUCCAGUGCGGCAUCUCUGCAAGCCAAACAAGGCCUUCCCCUAGGCAACCAAGUGGUGGGCUGGUUUGUUCUGGAAUCGGGCUUACCAAGCUUCUUUGUAGUGUCUUCGCUGUUACUUCCAUUCGCCCACCGUCUGUAUCCGAAUAGCUACUAUUUGCACCGUCUGGUGAUGGUCUUCCUCACGUUCUCGCCGACCUUUGUGAUUCUCACCAUUUCCUACGAGGGUCUCUUUUACUUUGCGUUCUGUAUGACCCUGGUCACCUGGGUUCGGUUGGAGCACGCUACCUACGUCUAUAACAAGCCCCCAGCAUCGACAACGCCUGCUACUCCAGAGCAGAAGCAAGCAGACGACAACCGGCCCGAGGCCCCGUCGGGUCCUCCUGCGAAGACGACUGUUGGCGGUGAGACUUAUGCGUAUCGUGCUCUCACCAUUUCCGACGCCCGCGUGGCGCUGUUCUUCUUCUAUCUGCUCCAGUCGGCCUUUUUCAGCACGGGAAAUAUUGCCUCAGUCUCAUCCUUCUCGCUGGACAGCGUCUACCGCUUGAUUCCGAUCUUCAACCCAUUUAGCCAGGGUGCCCUGUUGAUACUCAAGAUUCUCAUCCCAUUCGCCGUCAUCAGCGCGAAUCUGGGGAUCCUGAACCGCCGGCUGGAGAUGGCGCCCAGCGCGCUGUUCAUGGUGGUGAUGACGAUUUCGGACGUCAUGACGCUGAACUUCUUCUACAUGGUGCGGGACGAAGGAUCGUGGCUGGAGAUCGGGACGACGAUCAGCCAUUUCUUCAUCGCCAGCUCGUUGUGUAUCCUCGUUGCUGGUCUUGAAUUCGUGAGCGAGCUGUUCGUCAGCGGGGUUGACUUUGGAACGACCGUCAGUCCGCAGGUGUCCGCUGUGCUUGACCAGGCCAAAGACAUUGCCAAGGCUGUCGAAAACACCACCACCAACGACCUGAAUGGCUCUGCUGAGAAAAAGCAUGCGGAACCGCAGCCAGAGGAUUCCGCUUCCGGGAAGUCAUCUGCGCCUGCGUCUCUUCCCAAUGGCGUAGAAGCUGUCCCAUCAUGA